Molecule: messenger RNA, 2111 nt
Organism: Gadus macrocephalus (Pacific cod)
Lineage: Eukaryota; Metazoa; Chordata; Actinopteri; Gadiformes; Gadidae
Gene: cpdp
Product: CPD photolyase
Exons: 10
Coding region: 198-1724 (508 amino acids)
Biological process (GO): photoreactive repair
Molecular function (GO): deoxyribodipyrimidine photo-lyase activity
Source: RefSeq, a predicted model, not a curated record
CAGAGGACUACCAUCCUCUUCCUCGCACAGCAUGUUGGGUAAUGCUGUUUUGAAUAAACGACAACACUUACGAAAGAGCCUCACGUGUCUGCGGUAGCGGUUGUGUAAAGCAGCAAACGUGGAAGCUCAUCAGCUACGGGACAAAUACUCGCUGCUUACUGGUAACAUCUAGCCAGAUAUUAAGCAUACAAAACAUCAUGGCAUCGAACAAACGAAAGGCUGCAUCUUCUGCCAAACCUCCAGUGGCUAAGAAGCAGAAGCCAGCUCCAUUCAAAUUGGAGAAGAGGGAGAGGCUGGAGGGCUGGCUGGUGAAAGAUGUGGCCAAACAAAGAGGAGAGACCGAUCUAUCAUGCAACCCAAAGCGCAUCCGUUUUAUAUCGGGCACUCAGUCAAUUAAGCAAGGCUGUGAAGGUAUUCUGUAUUGGAUGUCGAGGGACCAUAGGAUUCAAGAUAACUGGGCCCUGAUCCACGCUCAGCAGCUUGCGGUGGAAGAGAAGCUGCCCCUGCACAUCUGUGUUUGUCUGCUUGUUCCAAAAUCUGAGCUGUCCACUCUCCGGCACUAUAAUUUCAUGUUGAAAGGUCUGGAAGAAGUUGCAAAGGAAUGCAAAGAGCUCGACAUCCAGUUCCACCUGCUCCGCGGGGCCUCAGGCGAGGUGCUGCCCGGCUUUGUGUCGGACCACGGCCUGGGGGUGGUGGUCACAGACUUUUCCCCUCUCAGAAGCCCCCUCAAAGCACUUGAGAGCCUCCGAAAGAGUCUCCCAGAAGACAUCCCUCUCAUACAGGUCGAUGCCCAUAAUAUUGUGCCCUGCUGGGUUGCGUCUAUCAAGCUUGAAUACGCAGCAAGAACAAUCAGGGGCAAGAUCACCAAGCUCCUGCCAGAGUUCCUCACAGAAUUCCCUCUGGUCAGAAAGCACAGCUACACCGCAACUAGGCCAGCCAAGCCGGUGGACUGGAGCGAGGCCCUGGGCUCCCUGCAGCUUGAUAGGACCGUGGGGGAGGUGGACUGGGCCCUGCCCGGCUCCGCCGCUGGGAGCGCCAUGCUGGAGUCCUUCAUCGACCUGCGGCUGAAGCACUUCGCCAACCACCGAAACGACCCCAACUCGGCCGCUCUCAGCCAGCUCUCGCCCUGGAUCCGCUUCGGCCACCUCUCCGCCCAGCGCGCGGCUCUGCAGGUGCAGCGCUGUGGGAAGGCCUUCAGCGAGUCCGUCGCCCCCUUCAUCGAGGAGCUGGUCGUGCGGAGGGAGCUGACCGACAACUACUGCUUUUACAACGACAACUACGACAACAUAAAGGGGGCCUAUGAGUGGGCACAGAAGACAUUGAAAGACCACGCAAAAGACAAAAGAGAGUACCUCUACACCCAAGCAGACCUGGAGAAGGCCAAGACUCACGACAAGCUCUGGAACGGAGCCCAGUACCAGAUGGUAAGCGAGGGGAAGAUGCACGGGUUUCUGCGGAUGUACUGGGCCAAGAAGAUUCUGGAGUGGACCUCUUCCCCGGAACAAGCCCUGUCCAUCGCCCUCUACCUCAACGACCGCUACUCCCUCGACGGCCAAGACCCCAACGGAUUUGUCGGCUGCAUGUGGUCGAUCUGCGGCGUCCACGACCAGGGCUGGGCAGAGAGGGCCGUCUUCGGGAAGAUCCGCUUCAUGAACUACAAAGGCUGCCUCCGCAAGUUUGACGUGGCCAAGUUUGAGACCAAGUACUGUCCUAAGAAGCUUUGAGCAUCGAUAUCAUUUUGAUUGCAUCUCACUCGCCCAAUGCCCACCUGUUUCCACCAACUAAUGUCGAUCUUUUCUUGUGAGCCAGAUUCCAGUGAAGCCAUUAUGUUCAUAAAUGCUUUGAGGGGGGUACAUAAGUAUUUUUGCUUGUUCAUCAAAUGUAAGACGGUUAUGAAAGCCCAGUACCUGUUGCAAUGUUACUUUACGUUUGAUGUUUUGUUAGUUUCUUUACUUUGAGAGCAAGUCCAAAGCAGUUGGACAAACAUGUGUUUUUGUAUCUUGUUUGAGUUUUCACAGCAGUUUCUUUCAACGUGAAAUUACAUAAGUGAUUGUGCUUGUUGACUGCCACAUAUAUUUUCUGACAAUAAAUAAAUACAGAAACGAAUUAAA